Molecule: messenger RNA, 1288 nt
Organism: Drosophila hydei
Lineage: Eukaryota; Metazoa; Arthropoda; Insecta; Diptera; Drosophilidae
Product: transcription factor Ouib
Exons: 4
Coding region: 10-1140 (376 amino acids)
Cellular component (GO): nucleus
Molecular function (GO): zinc ion binding
Source: RefSeq, a predicted model, not a curated record
CUGCAGAAAAUGCUGCAAAAUAUUUGUCGCAUCUGUGGAAACGAUACUGAUGAAUCAAAAGCAAAAAAUCUAUUUGCAAGAAGUUCGCGUCUACUUUUGACACAAAUAAAAGUACUCACCGGCAUUUUCUUGGACUACAAAUCAGAUUUACCUGAGCUUAUAUGCAACAUCUGCCAAAACGAUUUGAAGUGUGCCAUAGAAUUUCGUGAGCGUUGCCUGCAUAGUCACAAAAGAUGGAUGCGACAUCCCAAAGGAAAGGCCGAUCCUGCAAAAACGAGUCCGCCUCCUACUCAUGCCAUUCGUAUACGUCGGAGUGCACGCACCCGUGCACGUAGUGCAAGCGAGAAUAGAGAACUGCCGUUGAGUCCCAUCGAAGUGCUAAUCAAAGUGGAACACCCAAAUGAUGGGGAUGAAGAUGACUGUGUUGAUCACUUGGACACAGAAACGUGUAAUGAACCUGCGAUCGUUUCCUCGCUUGAGGAUGAAAGUUAUGUACCUUCAAUUGAAACAAAACGACGUCGACGAUUGGCGAAAACCACAAUUUCGAAACAGCCGCGCACUAAACAAAAGCUACCGGUGUUCUUCUGCGAUCAAUGCGGCAAUAACGUCACGGGCAAGUCAGCUUUUGACCGACAUCUGCGUAAACACAAAGGCAUAAGGCCCUUCCAGUGCGAGCAGUGCUCUGCGCGAUUUCUCUCAGCCGGCGAGCUAAAGGGUCAUCAGGUGAUGCACACUGGGGAUCGUAAAUUUCCAUGCCGAUACUGUGAUCGGACCUAUGUCAACUACAGCGGAAGACUUCGUCACGAGCGCACUCACACCAAUGAGCGUCCAUUUGUGUGUGCGCACUGCGGCAAGGCGUUCACCAACUCCUAUAUACUGAAAAAUCAUAAUCUGGUGCACACUGGCGAGCGUUUGUUUAGAUGCGACUUAUGUGAACGCUCAUUUUCACGGCCAACUCAUCUGAAGACUCAUUAUCGCUCGAAUACUCACAAGCUGAAUGUGGAAAAGUCAUGUGCAUCACAGCCGCCGGCUGCAAACUUGAAUGUUUUAGACCCUUUAAAUGGAGUCAUCUUGCCACAAUCUAAUGCGGAGUCACAAGUUGUGGUUCCUGUUACCGUUGAAGUGCCUUUGAAGCAGUGAAGCUGCGGUUCACAUUUCCUAGUUAUCUUAGCCUGUUUAAUGUUUUAUUAGGACUAAUUGAUAUUUGAUUAAAUAUUGGUGUAACUUUGACCAGAAAGAACAAUAUUUGAUUCAAAAGUAAACACAUGGAAUAAUUAAUAGUGUAUGU